Molecule: messenger RNA, 1539 nt
Organism: Oppia nitens
Lineage: Eukaryota; Metazoa; Arthropoda; Arachnida; Sarcoptiformes; Oppiidae
Exons: 4
Coding region: 190-1398 (402 amino acids)
Source: RefSeq, a predicted model, not a curated record
AUAAUUUUUUUUUGAAUAAUUCAUUAGUUUUUCAAAUAAUUAGAAAAAUUUGUGGUAUUUUUUGAUUGAUUUUGAUUUUGAUCUCAACUUUUUCACACUCUUUAAGUAAUUCAUUCAUUCAUUUUUGUGGUUAAUAUCCGACAAAAAUACUAGCCGUCAUCAGCAGUCAGACAGUGAUAUCGAUAUCGGAUGGCGUCACACAUGAAAUUAAUUGGUAGUCUAUUGUCAAAGAAAAGAGUUCCGCUAAUUUUGUCGGCAAUCGCUGGCCAACACUGGCUUCUUGACUAUCGCCGCUCAACAACAACAACAACACCCGGCGGAGGACAUUCAUUGUUUCAACCAAUGAUCAGUCAUUUCCGUCGAUACUGUCCAUUAUCAUCAUCGCCGCCGCUAUUACCGCUGCGAUCGGCUUUCGCUGUCGAACCGUUCGACAAGGAAUGGUUCGAUUCGUUUGUAAUUAUCAGACCCGAGGCCUUUCUGGCGGCGGGAGCGGCGGCGGCCGCGGGCGCACCGCAAGGCCACGAAUCGUACGACAUCGGCAUCGUAUGGGAUCCGCUCGGCUAUAUUAUCACUUCGAACAUGUGGUUUCAUCGUGGAAUGGACGUAUGUGUCCAGUUUGCCGACGGUACCUGUCAUCCGGGUCAAGUAGUCGACAGUAAUUCCGAUUGCAAUAUAGCGACAAUCAAAUUGAAAUCAAAUGUCCAAAACUUACGGAUGGUCGUUAAAGAUGUGGCUACCGAUUCCUAUUCAAUUGGCGACCGAUGUUUUACCGUACAGUCGGUCUGUCCGUCGUUGGCCAACAGCCUACACGAAGGUGUUAUCAUUAAUAACGACUUGAAAUCUACGGAAGUUCCACGAAUGCCUACCCAACUGACCACAACGUUUCCCAAUGUUAUGCAACACACGGCACCCGUAUUCAAUAUGUCACGUUUUUCGGCGGUCAUCAACGGCGACGGCAAACUGAUUGCCGUCAGUAUAUACAACAACUAUAUCAAUGUUAACUUUGCUCUUCGGCUCUACGAUCUCGAAGUUAAGCUACCUUUGAUGGAUAUUAACAAUUUAAACGAAAACUUUGGCCUUUCCACCAUUUUCUAUGAUCCAAAUCCGGAUUAUCGUCAAUACUAUAUUGAUUUGGGUAUUGCUGCCGACAAACUCCCACACUAUCCCGGUGCUCUUGUAUUGCACUCAACUCAAGAUCCAAACACAGUGGACAAGGGUCUACUGAUAACAUUCAUCGAUGGCUUGCGUAUCAAUACAAAGGAAACGUAUGUUAAGGCUUGCAAAACAAUACUCGACGACACCGUACUUCUUGGUUUAGAUCCGUACGAAUAUUUUGGCUCAAAAAAUACCAUUAAUUUGAAACGAUUGGAGGAAAAGGAUAGCUUAAUAUGUCUUUAAAAACAAAAUAUUAAUUUUAAUAUCAUUUUAUUAUUAGUAGUUUUUUUUGUUUGUUUUAUUAUACGUUUAGUUAUUUGUUUUAAAUUAUAUCAAAAAUUUUAUUUAUUUUUAUUUUUUUGUUUGUUUGUUGUUGAUUUGUAC